AUGGCGCUUGAUGCCUGCUCAGGCCAUGCUGCCGAGGAAAUGACGCUCCUGGACCGCCCUGGCCGCCGACCAACAGUCCCAAUUUCUCCCAUUUCUCCGGGUCUUGCCCAGGAUCCGAUUCCCCAACAGAAAAGCGAGAUAACACCAGUUCCGCCAAGUCCAUCACCACCAUCCGACGCAUCCGAUUCUCACGUCGAGGACACGAUUGUCUGCGCUCCUGUAGGACAUAACUUGCGUCCGCGGAGGCAGCAAUCACAUGCAAAGAGACGCGUAACAUUUGAUGAGGUAUUUCAGGAUGGAAAUGCCGCGGUUAAACAUUUCAUCGUGCAGGUUCCAUCUUCUGACGGGCUGUGGUAUAUUCUGCACUGUGACGAGCAUCAGAAAGCUUUUCAACAUCCUGCCUUGAGAGGUGCAGCAGCGCAUCUCAAAGGCCGCAAACAUGGGUUUCCAUGGUACCCCACAAGCCUGGAAGUCGUCAAGCAUUUUGGUGUUGAGGUUGUAGACUGCGAUGCCGAGUUGGCGGAGAAGAAUAAUUCCGUUGCUCUGGUGGUCAGCCAAGCCAGCAAGAAGCCUUCUUCCGAAUGCAAAGUGGAUAAACCGAGCCCGAAGAAACGACAACAUGAAUCCAACGAGUCCGAGGUCAAAGAAAAGGAACUCUCCAGGCGGAGUCCGAAGCAACGGAGGCUUAGCGGAAUCACCAGGCCGACUCCUGGUCGUAUUUACCUGGCCUACUGGGAAACGACAAAAGACUGGCUUCCCGCCCUGGUCCUCCCUCACAUAGGUCUCGAAGCCUUCGGAAUUUCAAGCACCCUUGAGAAACUCGGCUUGAUGAAUCAAACGCCAGACUGCCUGAGAUGUGAACCCGAUACUCAAAAUCUCAAGUGGGGGGAAGGUUACGAACAUGACGGGCCUCGUGCGAUGGACCGAGAGUUUCCCGUCCUGUUUUUCGAUAGACGCGACUUUCCCGACCAAGCCUCUGCUGCUUGGGUCAAGGCGAGUGACUUGCAGGAGUUGAAUGUUUUUAAAACUUCUUCACGGCUUGUGCCGAACUUGAAGUUUGCAAAAAAGUACCUUCGGAAGAGGUUACAGCAAGAGACGGAGUUUGCGGAUGAGGACUAUGAGGAUUCAUGGGCUUCUUCGGAAAGCGACUCUGAGAACCCUCCUCUAUGCGUAACAGACGACAGCCCGCCCAAACCCGCUUUCACAUCUGUUCGCUUAGAGGCAGAACAGGCUGUGGCUGAUGUUCCCAAAAACACCGCCGUGGGAGAGAAAGCCCCAUUAUCCGCAAAUGAUGGACCAGAAGCUACACUUCCAGCUUCUAUGCCACUGACCCCCGGCGAAAGCCGACCUGGGACUUCUUCAAAGCCCCAGGUUGAGGCAACCACAAUAAACCCCGUCAGCCAGCCCAUUGCGGAAGACAUUACAAUAAUUUCCAUAUCCAGCUCCGAAGACGAGAUGGAUGAUCAAGAUCAGCCCACCAAGUCGAGUCAACCGCCAACUGCAGACAACAAUAUCGCCCAGACCCCCGAUCCCAGCGGAAACCCGGCCACCAGCAACUCGGCCACUCCAAGCUAA
Fusarium falciforme is the source of this 1575-nucleotide messenger RNA. RefSeq lists its product as hypothetical. The transcript has 4 exons. NCBI's taxonomy places the organism in Eukaryota, Fungi, Ascomycota, Sordariomycetes, Hypocreales, Nectriaceae. Bases 1 to 1575 code for a protein of 524 amino acids. The record is from RefSeq and is a predicted model, not a curated record.